This is a messenger RNA of Mesoplodon densirostris (Blainville's beaked whale), 3084 nucleotides long. It is a transcript of the gene DCPH1, whose product is annotated as acidic residue methyltransferase 1. NCBI's taxonomy places the organism in Eukaryota, Metazoa, Chordata, Mammalia, Artiodactyla, Ziphiidae. Bases 92 to 1417 code for a protein of 441 amino acids. Gene Ontology annotation, cellular component: cytoplasm; nucleus. Gene Ontology annotation, molecular function: phosphatase activity. Gene Ontology annotation, biological process: DNA damage response. The transcript is spliced from 5 exons. The record is from RefSeq and is a predicted model, not a curated record.
CUCCCUUUCUCAGCUCCUCCCCCGCGCCUGCACCGCCUCCCUUCCUGCGGCGGGUGAAACCCGAGCGUUGGCGUGGGGAUCGCGGAAGGUGAUGGCUGGGCCUCCGGUGUCUCUCUCAGCACGGGAUGUAGGGUCAUUUGCAUAUCUUACAGUUAAAGACAGAUUACCACAGAUCUUAACUAAGGCUAUUGAUACAUUGCAUCGACAUAAAAGUGAAUUUUUCGAGAAACAUGGAGAGAAAGGCCUGGAAGCUGAAAAGAAAGCAAUUUCUCUUCUUUCUAAAUUACGGAAUGAAUUGCAAACAGAUAAACCAAUUGUUCCUUUGGUUGAGAAUUUUGUUGAUACUGACCUAUGGAAUCAGUACCUAGAAUAUCAACAGAGCCUUUUAAAUGAAAGUAAUGGAAAACCAAGGUGGUUUCUCUCACCGUGGUUGUUUGUAGAAUGCUACAUGUAUCGUAGAAUUCAUGAAGCAAUUAUCCAAAGUCCACCAAUCGAUGACUUUGACAUAUUUAAAGAAUUAAAAGACCAAAAUUUCUUUGAGUCUCAGGAAUCUAUCAUUGCUUUAUGUACUCACCUGCAAAAGUUGAUGAAAACUAUUGAAGACCUAGAUGAAAAUCAGCUGAAAAAUGAGUUUUUUAAAGUUCUUCAGAUUUCACUGUGGGGAAAUAAGUGUGAUCUGUCUCUAUCAGGUGGGAAAACUAUUUCUCAGAAGACCAAUUUAAUAAAUUCUUUGGAAGACCUAACACCUUUCAUUUUAGUGAAUGACAUGGAACAUCUUUGGUCAUUGCUUAGCAACUGCAAAAAAAAAAGAGAAAAAGCAUCUAUUACUCGAGUGGAUAUUGUUCUGGAUAAUUCUGGGUUUGAACUUGUUACAGAUUUAGUAUUAGCUGACUUACUGUUGUCCUCUAAACUGGCUACUGAGAUCCAUUUUUAUGGGAAAACGAUUCCAUGGUUUGUUUCUGAUACUACUCUACAUGAUUUUAACUGGAUAAUCGCACAACUAAAACAUUCUAAUCAUAAGUGGGUGUCCAAAUGUGGGGUUGACUGGGAAAACCAUAUUAAAAUGGGCAGAUGGGUUUACCUCGAUCACGUGUUUUGGACUCUACCUCAUGAAUUCAGUGCAAUGCCUCAAGUCGCUCCUGACUUAUAUGCUACACUACAAAAGGCACAUUUAAUUUUAUUUAAGGGUGAUUUGAAUUACAGGAAGUUGACGGGGGACAGAAGAUGGGAAUUUACCACUCCAUUUCAUGAGGCUUUGAAUGGCUUCCACCCUGCACCUGUCUGCAGUAUAAGAACAUUAAAAGCUGAAGUUCAGGUUGGUCUGCAGCCUGGGCAAGGUGAACAACUCACAGCUUCUGUGCCCAACUGGUUGACCAUUGGGAAAUACGGAAUAUUUCAGUUUGAUGGUCCACUUUGACUUGGUGUAGGAACUCUCAGUUGGGUAGAAAGAUCUGACAGUCACUUUUCAUCCCCAGAAAAGCUCUGGGAAGCUUGGCUUCUCAGUGCUCUUUUACACACACGCUGAUGGCUUUCUCCUUUGAACAUUUUGCCCCACUACAUUGUUUUGGGGAUAGGUGGAUUACACUGGUUACAGAUAGUUACAUUUAUGUUGGAAUUUUAGUAACUUAUUUCAAGUUAAAUGCAUCAUUUCAAGUGGUUUUAAUGAACUUAUUUUUAAUUGGGCAGAAAUAUAAGUGAAUUCUGCUUUAAAAGUUAACAUUUUAAAAAAUACUAUGCUGCAUGGUAUUUAAUGUUCUAGGAGGCAUGGAAUUUUACUCAACUUGAUUUUGGGCUCUAGAGAUAAGGGCUCAGUGAAGAUAUAAUAUAUGUACAUGUUAAAUAUGCUUUGUAAAGAGAGGCAUUUCUUAACAACUGUGAUAUCUGAACACACGAAAGUAAAACUUACCUCGUAAGUUAAUUCUUAAUUUUGUUCUCUUUGACUUUUAUUUCAUUUCAAUAACCUGUAUUAUUUGCACGCAUUUGUAUUUUGAUUGACCUGUAGAAUGGAUGGUAAGAAACACAAAAUUGAACAGAAUGAAACAAAUAGUACUUGAAGAAAUGUAAUAUCUUUUACAUUCUAUUUGUGAUGUCCAUAAUCAGCUGAAGUAUAUUAUUUUAACACGUAAGUGUUUUAAAUGAAUGGGAUUGCUCUACAGUUUAAAAAAACUGCUUUAGGUAGGGAAGAUUCUUCUGCAUUGACUUUGUACUACCAAUGAGUUAAUUCACCUUUUAUAAUCUUACACAUUUAUUGGUGAUCACAGCUAUUAAAGACUAAGUUUCAGGUCAGUUUGUUUUGAAACUGAAAUUGGAAAUAAACCUGGGAACGUUUUCUUGCACCAGAAUAAUAAAAUGAAUUGUAAAUUGUACUGAAAAUCUCACUGGUUUUAUCUUCCAGUGGGGGAAGGUCAAGAAGGGAAGAUUAAAAAUGAAGUCUUUAUGAUGAAGAAACUCAUAAUGUAUAUUAUAGAUGUUGUCCAAGCAGUUGUUAAAUUAUGUCACUUAAAUGAAGUGAUAGUCUGUGCCCUUGCUAAGUGCUUAAAAUUGUUUUGGUAAAAUGUUUAUAUAAAGCUGCACAUUUUGAAUUUACUCAUUUCCUUAUCUACAUGUGUUCCUGUUUUAAACAUUGUUACUAAAAUACUGAGACAUGAGAAUUACUUGUAGACACUUGCCAUAAAUUAGAACACAAUUGUAUAUUUGUAUUGAUUUCACAGCCACAGCAGGAGCUAUGGUAUAAUACAUUACUUUUUUCCAAAGCAUGGGAUUUUUUUCUGUGUUCAUGUUUUAUUAAGAACAUGAGAUUAUGAGGAAGUAGUUCACCCUCUCCUACAAGAAAGAGAGCAAGGAAGCAAACUCUAGAGCAAGCAAGAAGAUGGCACCAUGGAAGAGGAAGUCAAGACGGCAUUUAAAAAAAUGCUUAUUUAGCAGGAGAGAGGGGCCUCUUGGAGUUUCACCAGUUGAUUUUUUUUAUAAUUUUUAUUUUUUAUCUAUUUAUUUUUGGCUGCUUUUGGGUCUUCGUUGCUGCACGUGGGCUUUCUCUAGUUGCGGCGAGCAGAGGCUACUCUUCCUUGCGGUGCGCGGGCUUCU